Dunckerocampus dactyliophorus (ringed pipefish) is the source of this 2490-nucleotide messenger RNA. RefSeq names its product homeobox protein unc-4 homolog. Gene Ontology annotation, biological process: regulation of transcription by RNA polymerase II. The record is from RefSeq and is a predicted model, not a curated record. Gene Ontology annotation, molecular function: DNA-binding transcription factor activity, RNA polymerase II-specific; RNA polymerase II cis-regulatory region sequence-specific DNA binding. Bases 79 to 2220 code for a protein of 713 amino acids. Lineage: Eukaryota; Metazoa; Chordata; Actinopteri; Syngnathiformes; Syngnathidae. The transcript is spliced from 9 exons.
ACUAGCAAAGCCUCGGUAGUCCAUCCUGCGAGGCUUAAUUGCUCGUUAGCGCACAUUUAUUGAUUUAUUGGCGACCUGAUGGAUGAACAACAAGAUUUCGGCUGUCCGAGCCUUCUCUGUGAGGAGCUUGAAACAGAAGACAGCCAGGACAGGAGGAGUGAGGAAGGUGAAGAGGCUGCGGCGCAAGGAGAGAAGGAAGACAAGGAGAGAGAAGAGGAGCAAAGAGCGCAGCAGGAAGAUGAGAGGCCUAAAGGCAGCCAGGUGGAGGAUGCCAAGAUGGCCGACAAAACAGACCUGGAGUGCAGUAAGCCAGAGGGGCAAGAAGAUGGGGGCCCUGAGGAGAAAACCGAGCAGAAGAAGAGUAGAAGGACGCGAGGGAAGAAAUCAAGCGAGCGAAUGAGGAACAGGAAGCUCCGUAAGGACGCCACUGAGGAGGAUGAGGAGGAGAAAAAACAGGAAGUGGUGCGGAUGAGCUGGGAGGAGAGCUCGGCUCUGACGGAGCCACCUGUCGGACUGAUGAGCACCUGUGACCUUGCUGAGCCCCUCUACCUGGGCUGCGGUGGCUCAGGUCUGUACUGCCCCCCGGUUCAGGUCCCCAUGCUGUACUCUUCACAGAACCCUGUCCCCAUACAACCCCCUCCGCCCGCUCAACACGGGACCAAGAGGCCCCCCAGCCCCUUUUUAACACACACUGCGUCUCAGCAGGACCUGGAACCACUGGAGAUGGAGAUCACCCAGGUCACCACCCGCCGCUCCAUCCGCUACAGCGCCCGGGGUCGAGGCCGCACGCUCAGCUUCCCUGUGCUGGAGAGCGUGGACUCCCACCUCCUGCCGCCGGCGCCCAAGAAGAAGACACGGACACUGUACAACACGGAUCAGCUGGAGCACUUGGAGGCCUUGUUUCAGGAGGACCACUAUCCCGAUGCGGAGAAGAGGAAAGUCAUCGCUGCGUCGGUCGGCGUCACGCCUCAGAGGAUUAUGGUCUGGUUUCAGAACCGCAGAGCCAAGUGGAGGAAGGUGGAGCGCUUGGUGGCGGGCAAAGUUGAGCAACAGCAGAGCAGGGUUGGGUGGAGCCCCAUCCGCUCCCACCUUCAUCCCUUGUUGCCUAGCAUGGCGGCCAACAGCAAGGUAGAGCCCGCCUUCUCCGGUCGCUUUGGCGCCAAGAUGCCGCCGGCGGAGCCUGCAGCGCAGCCCUUCUCCACCCUAUCCACACACACCGUGCCCUCCUACAGCACCCUGCUGGCCACCAUCAGCAGCCCAGGUCAGCCCAGAGUGAGAGACGGGGCCCAUCACCAGCCUGAGUUCCACCCCCGCCCCAUGCACAGCCCUCCCCCACUGAGGAGAGCCAGCCUCCCCCUCCUCUCUGCCGCCACCACCUACAGCCCCAUCAACACGCCGGCACACACCCCACCUCUCUUUGUGGACGGUAUGGAGGGCGGAGCCUCCUUGGCCCACCGUGACUGCCACGCUCUGCAGACGGACGGCAGUUCUCUGUUUGACUUUGGGGACAAGCUGGACUUCCUCCUGCCGAGCCAGCAGAACAACUCUCUAUCCUUCCAACUACAGACCACCUACCCCCUCAGCCAGGCCCCGCAGCAGCACCAAGCCCAGACGUCUUUGCCCGGCUUGGCCUUCCUUACCCCCUCCCCUUACCUCACCCCCAAUCCUCCCGAUUCUACCUCCACAUCCUACAUUGCUUUCGGCCCCACAGGGAGCUCCACAUGUGGGAUUACCUACACUACUGGGGGCCACACUUAUGUGCAGUCCCAAAAUGGGGGCCAGAUUCUCCUUCAGGCCACUGGCCAACACGGUGGCAUGGCGGCCUACAAGUCCUACCCAUGGGCUAAUGUGUACGCCCAGCCAAUGGCGCACCAGUGCAGCCAGCGCCCUCUGACCUACCCCGCCAGCUUUGCGGCGGCGGCGGCGGCCCGUGACCUCCAAGCACCGUCUUCCUCUGCAAACCUGCCCAUGUGCUUCCAACGCGCAGACCCUUUGCCCUCGCACGCCCUGACCCACGUCGGAGGCGGUGCAACCGUCCUCCCACCUGUGUCCACCCUGCAGCCUUCCCACCUCAGAGCAGAGAGCGCUGCGACUAAGGUGGCGCCCUUGCAGGCCAGUCCGUGCAGCCCUCUGGUGCCCUCUGGUGUAAAGAUGGAAUAUGACAGCCCACGAGAGGUUCACAGCCACUUCCACUGUGACUUCUCCCCUAUACACUUUUGACUGUGUGUGUGUCUGUGUGGCUUGCUAUAAUAGUAGAUAUUAUAUCUUAUGAGUGUUUUUGUUUGGCUACAUCUAGAAAGGCUGCAAUAAAUGCAUCUUCUAUUCCUAUCAGCGUUUAUCAGGUGCUUCAGGAGGUUGCGGGCUGGUUCCCUUAGAAUUCUCCAAUAGUCUGGAUUGUUGUGGAUGGUUCCAUACUGUCUUCUUGCUGCUAGAGGGUGCUAUUUGUUUGCUCAGUGACAGUUUGACAUGAGCUGUGGUGGAAGAUGAUGA